Messenger RNA from Spirodela intermedia, 3547 nucleotides. The record is from the annotation of a GenBank genome assembly. NCBI's taxonomy places the organism in Eukaryota, Viridiplantae, Streptophyta, Magnoliopsida, Alismatales, Araceae.
AUGGAUUACGAUUACAGGAAUAGGACGGGUCCCGUGAACAGGCCGGCGCCGGCCUCCUCCUUUUAUCCCCGAAUUUCUCCGCAGCCAGGGCAGCAAGUUCCUGUACCCGCUGGCCGAGCAACGUAUCCCCAUCCUGCUGCGGCUCCGCUCUGUGCGUUCUUCAUUCUGUCGUCGUAUGCUUUACUGUUUUGAAUUCAUUUAUUUUUGUGCCGUCGCACUGAGGGAGAUGCGCCGAUCAGAUAUGCUUGCUUGAGCUGCGGGGAUUUGAGCCGCAUUAGGUUUUUUUUUUCUUUUUUCUGUGCGGAUUUCUUUUCGCUUGGAGUUUCUCGCAUGGAAAGACACAAUUGUGUUGCACAUAUUCCGUAUAAGCCUUUCGGUGUCGGAGGUUUGUUUUCACUGUUAUUUUUUUCCAAAAUUUUAGUACACAUAAAAACAUCGACACCUCCUCUCCCGGAGCACUUGAAUUUCUUUCCCCCCUCCGGGAUCUCUUGAAUUCCUCCAUGAACAAUAUUCGAUUUCCUAAUGGAGAAUUUUCAUGGAACUUAAAGCGUCACUUCGUAUGGAAGAGUUAAUAAUAAGCCACAACCAUUGUGCUGCAAUGGAACUAAGAAUCUGUCAAUUACUUUAUCUGGGAAGGUGUCCUGAUAACGUCGAAAGUUGAUUCUUGAAUUUAAACAUACUGCCGGCAUUCGGUUUUAUUCAGAACAUUCACAUUUGUAUGGCUUGUGGAAACUUUUCGCUUUCAUUUGUUGUAGUGUAAGCUGAAAAAUGGCUAUUGAGCAGAAAACUUCUUUAGGCAACAACUCAUUGCGGUAGAAGCUAUGCAUUAGUUGAGCUCUUAAGAACGGGGAGAGAUAGGAAAUAAAACAUUAGGAUAAAAAGUAGAACAUAGUGCUUAGUGUCGAUUUCGGACUUGAUUGGCUUGGUUUCUUCCCUAAAUGUCCCAUGCUAAAAUCCACCUUUCCAUGUAAUAUUUUACACUCAUACUUAGAUAUCUUGGUCCAACAAAUUUGUGUGGGGAUGGUUGUGUGGGUGUUGAAACAUUGCUCUUGAAUAACUUACCCCUCGAGUGUGGCCGUUCUGGGUGGGGUAGACGGUAAUCUAUUUGUAUAUCUGAGUUGUGAUGCUCCGUUCUUUGAAAAUUUUGAAUCUGAUUCAUUAUAUUACACUUUGUGGUUUUCUCGCUUUUUCACUUCACAAAAUCCUGGUAGAAACCCCUGUGCAGUAGUAUGAGACCGAUGAGGUGUUGCAACAUUAUUUUUGCAGUUUUCUGUGAAAUUUUUCCUUUGUGAUAUUAUCUUUUCUGCGAGCUAUGGGUUAUGUGUAGUUUGUUUCAAACUUUGAAGUAUUAUCGUGAUAAAUUGUUGAUGCUUACGACAUUCUCUUUUUCACUUUAUGAAGAUUGAAUUUACAUUAUUUUGAGCAUGCAUAAGGUUUUCUUACGAAAUGUCAGAAUUUAGUUUAUUGAAAUGAAGUAGAGAUUACAUCAUCUUUCUUUAACUUUCGAUGCUUUAAGUCUGUAAUGGAACACGGGCUUUGAUUUUAUGUACUUUCUGAUGUCUAAUUCAUGUUGUAACGAUCUAGUAGUAUGACCUAUCCAUUCAAAAAAUGAUUUGGAAAUUAAGAUUAUAGUUAAACUGAGUUGCUGUCUCCUUGUUAGGGGGCUUUUCACCAUCUUAAAAUUUAAGGUUACGGCCUCGCAAUUGAAUUCACUCUUAAAUAUUUCGUGUAUUUCUAAUAAAUUGACCUUGCUCUACUUUCUUCAGCGGGAUCGGGCACUAUAAGGGUCAUGCUAAAGCCAGAAUACCGGAUAACACCACCGGUGAGACUUAUAUAUUGCUUGCUUUGCUCUUCGCAUGGGAUAUUUGUUUUGAACAUUUUUGCGCGAUUUAUUUACUCAAGGAACGUCUUAUUCAUCUGUUUUUUUUUGGUUGAAUCGCCAAAUUUUUGUGUUAAUUGCAUGAAAGCUCCCGCAUUCUUGUUUCUUAUGGACAUGUAAGUAAACAGCCGUAUGCAGAACAUGACACACACUUCUUUCUUCCAUAGUAUACAGGCAGCAGACAUGCUACACGACACUAUGUUCUUUCUCACUGUGUAGAAGAGCAUACGUCAGCCAAGGCUGAGAUGAACGGUGAUUUGAGAAGAAGCACGUGGUUGACCUUUAUUCCUGGGUAUUUAGUGGCUAAGAUUGAGGGUUGUGGCAGAAUGAUAACUGGAAAUAAUUAUAAGAUAUAGCCAUUCUAAACAACGAUUAAAAUCAAUUUAAAGUGACUAUUGGGAUACGUUUGAAUGUCUAGGUCUCUUAACAGGCCAAAUGAUCUGCCUGCUUGGACUGGUCACCGUUAACUUUCAACAUGAGCUAAUAGCAGUUGGCUGAACUUAAGCCAUUAAAUCCUAGAGUGAGUUGGACGACGUCGUGUUAAUUUUUUAGCCUGCGAAAUGCUGUUAAACUGUCGUUUGGUAGGGUGUUAUGAACUCCUUCACUUUCUGAGAGUUAAAGAGGACCCUUGCUUUUGCUAUUCUGACCCUAAUGACACUGUGAAGCUUUAUACCAAGAACUCUUCUCCACCAUAUUGUUUCUGGAUUACUGGUAUCUGUGUUUCAAUGGUGGGAUAUUGGGUUGCAUACCCUUUGUCAUUUGUGUGUUUUCAGUAGUUUCAACAGUGAUCUUGGGGAGAGCAGCGGAAAUAGCCAAACUCUUUCACUCCAUGGGUUGAUUUGCCGACGUAGAUUGCCAUCCUUUCUGUUUCUGAGUCUGGGAAGUAUAUCCAAAAUUAAUGGGGGUUUUGACCGAGAAACUCUCGUCCUUUCUGCGCGUGGAUUUUCUUUUAGAGUUUGCUCAAAACCUCACUUUUAAUGCUGACCACCUGAAAUUCUGACUCGGGAACGUGAAUUUCACUCGUCAGCCUCAACUUGCUCCACAAGUGACAGAAGUUCCUCGCAGCCACUUCAGCUUUGACUUCGAUUUCGAAAGAAGAAUCCUAGCUGAGGCCGAGAAAGGCAGCCAAAACUGGAGCCGAAUAGUGCCAGAAAAUCAGCCUAAUUUUUCAGCUUCAGCAUCUUCUGCGGUACAAUGCCCCUGCAAACUUUAUUUAUAUGCCCGAUUUCCACAUUAUCAUAUAAAUUGCAUGCUUGAUGGAUAUAUGAUUCAUAACGCUUCCUUCAUAACUAUGCACCCGCUCAUUCUCCCCAGGCCCCAGCUGGAGAUCCGGCUGUCGAGAAGUAUGUGGCAAUGGGACUUGGCCGCGAGGCCGCCACGCUCGCCGUGGCCAAUUUCGGAGAUGACGCAAUCAAGGUAAUCACCUCCAGCUCCAGCCCUGUCACCACCGAAGCCUUCUGAUGGCGGCGACCCUCCUCUCCUAAAAGCCCAGAGCUUGGUGGGUUGUAAUCCGAUCUCCCUCCUCACUUUCAGGUCCGGGAGUUUGUGAAGGGCUACAAUCUUCUCCGCGAGAUGGGCUUCGCCUCCAAGAACGUGGCCGAAGCGCUGGCCAUGUACGACAAUGAUACGGACCAGGCGCUGGCCCACUUCCUCAAUAGCUCCUCCUGA